This is a messenger RNA of Telopea speciosissima, 1060 nucleotides long. Its product is annotated as nitrile-specifier protein 5. Gene Ontology annotation, cellular component: cytosol; nucleus. The record is from RefSeq and is a predicted model, not a curated record. Gene Ontology annotation, biological process: nitrile biosynthetic process. The coding region runs from base 38 to 1015 and encodes 325 amino acids. NCBI's taxonomy places the organism in Eukaryota, Viridiplantae, Streptophyta, Magnoliopsida, Proteales, Proteaceae. The transcript is spliced from 2 exons. Gene Ontology annotation, molecular function: enzyme regulator activity; protein binding.
GGUGGUGUUCUUCUGUGGGUUCUGCGACUUUUUCUCAAUGGCUGUAUUUCAAGGCAAAUGGAUCAAGUUGGAGCAGAAGGGGUUAGGACCUGGGGAAAGAAGUUCCCACGCCAUCGCAGUAGUAGGACAGAAGGCUUACGUGUUCGGGGGUGAGCACUCGCCACGUGUCCCAGUGGACAACAAAGUCCACGUCUUCGACCUACAAGACCUAACCUGGUCUAUUGCCAAUGCCACCGGUGACAUCCCUCCGCCACGUGUCGGUGUCACUAUGUCUGCUGUGGGUGACACGAUCUACGUCUUCGGUGGUAGGGACGCCAAGCACACCGAACUCAGCGAGCUCUACUCUUUCGACACGUGUACCAAUGAGUGGACCCUCCUCUCUAGUGGGGACGCCGGGCCCGAACACCGCAGCUACCAUUCCAUGAUCGCCGAUGAUAGCCAUGUGUACGUCUUCGGUGGCUGCGGUGUUGCCGGCCGCUUAAACGACCUCUGGGCGUUCGAAGUCAAGGACCACAAGUGGGUCAAGUUUCCGGUUCCCGGGGACUCUUGCCCUGGUAGAGGUGGGCCUGGUUUGGCGGUGUGUGGUGGGAAGAUCUGGGUCGUUUAUGGAUUCGCCGGGAAAGAGGCGGACGAUGUACAUUGUUUUGACUUGGUCAAAGGGGAAUGGUCCCAAGUAGAAACGACAGGUGAGAAGCCCACGGCUAGGAGCGUGUUUUCAACGGCUGUGAUUGGACAAUCCAUAUUUAUCUAUGGUGGAGAGGUGGACCCUAGUGAUCUGGGGCACAUGGGAGCUGGGAUGUUUUCGGAUGAGCCUUACACGUUGGACACGGAGACGAAGAUGUGGAGCCGAUGGGAGGAUGUGUCAAAUUCAAAGGAGCAUCCGGGGCCACGUGGAUGGUGUGCAUUUUCUGCGGGAAAGCGAGAUGGGAAGGAGGGAUUGUUAGUGUACGGCGGAAACUCACCUAGUAACGAUAGGCUCGGUGAUAUUUUCUUCUUUACUCCUUGUUUGGAAUGAUGCAAGUGAGAAGCUACCAACUCUCUGACGGUGUGAUAUUAUCGG